AUGGCAAUAGCGUCUUCUAUUAUAAUUUAUAUGAAGUACUUCACCGAAUUACGUUACUAUGACUACAAGUUUUUACUACAUUACCCUGGACACGCGUUCAAAUGGACAAUAUCAGGAAUACUUAUAGUGGUAUUAUUCUUUAGUGCAGCAGAAGGAAUCCUAACUGACUUGUCAAGAAAUGACGUCACCAACCCAUACUUGUAUAUUCCACAAAUGUUUUCAUUAUUGGGACUGAUCAUAAGUUUAGUGUAUUACCAUCAUAUGGAGUACUGGGAUCGACCUCAUCUUGCCUGGUGGUUGUUACUUUACUGGAUCAUGGCUAUUACUGGAGAAGUAUUUGCAGUAUUUACAAUGUCACAGUCGAUUGGUUUUAAUUAUAUUAUCUUGCGAUUAGAUAUUGGUAUUAUCGUUAUUAUUUUAUAUUCAUGCUGUGCAGCGGGUGAAUUUAACGUACUUCGAAAAAAGAUGUUCAUCUCACUAGGAGAAGAAGGCACAACCUCAAAGGACAUACUGAAAACAAAUUUGUUCUUCAUGAAAUCAUAUGUAAACUUGUUAUCAAACAUAACAGUUUGGUGGUUAAACUCAUUGGUGUUACUGUCACGCAAACAAACAAUUGAAAUUGACGACCUGGGAUGCUUGCCUGAAGAGUUUGAAGGGAAACGCAUAUUACACGCCUUCAACAAAUCCUACAGAUGUGAGCAGAGUUACCCUUUUGUUACUGUGAAGGAAUUCUUCUCAAACGGUUUUAUUCUCAUGUUUCUGAUAAGUGUAAUUCUCAUGCUAAGAAACCUGUUAGCCGUGUAUUCAUUUCGAGUAGCCUUCGAAGUUGGCAUUCACCUGAAAACAGCUAUUCAGAAUUUUGUUUAUGAGAAAGCACUACGACUAUCGUCAUUAACGAAUUCAACUGCGGGGAAAACUAUUAAUUAUAUAUCUGCUGACUCAGACUCAACACAUCAAUUCUGUCUAACGUUUGGUAAUCUGAUAUCAAAUCCACUUCAGAUUCUUGUUGGAUGUUCGUGGCUUUUCUACUCAAUGGGAUUGGCAGGAGUUGUCGGUGUUGGUUGUGGUCUGUUGGCAGUGCCACUGAUAUUGAAAUUAGGUAGGAUGCAAAAUAAAAUACAGCGUAUAAGCAUGCAUUACUCUGAUAUCCGUGGGACAAAAACAAACGAGUUAUUACAGGGCAUUAAGUUGCUGAAACUGUGUGGAUGGGAGGAACUGUUCGCAUCUGGUAUAAAAAGUACACGGAGUGAAGAAAUGAAACAAAAAUCUAAACUAGCAAAAUACUUUAUUCUCUUAGGUGCCACGUCAAAGUCACUGCCAUACAUCGUCACCUUUGCUAUGUUUGCUGUAUACUCGAAAGUCACCACAACACCCCUGACACCUGAGAUAGUUUUUACAACUAUUGCAUUGACCAGCUUACUAAUACAACCACUGUCGACAAUGCCAUCGCUUAUUAAAGCAACGGUUGGGAUGAUAACUUCUACCAAGAGACUUGAAGAGUUUAUGCGCAUGGAGGAAAUGGGUAGUUGUGCCGACCACAGAGACCCAGUAGAUGACUAUGUGGAUUGCAGUGAUAUUAAUGAAAUAACCGAGGAAUAUGAAAUGAACGAAAUUGAAAUGAAGCUCACUACUCCAUUAGUGCAAAGAGCGCCGCAGCAAAAUUAUAAGACAACUCGUAAAAUAAGUCCAAUGCCAAUGACUGGUACUGCUGAAAACGUGGAAAGAAAUAAUGUUGCAAUUGAAAUUAUUAAUGGAUAUUUCUCAUGGGGGACUGAUAUACAUGAAGUAGUUUUGAAUAACAUCAAUGUCAAAUUUGAAACAGGAACAUUAACAGUUAUAGUUGGCAAAAUUGGCGCUGGCAAAUCAUCUUUAUUGUCUGCAAUUCUGGGAGAAAUGAAUACAGUUUCAGGAAGAAUUCAGUUUAAGGGAAAAGAUAAACAAAUCGCAUACGUUGCUCAGAAGGCCUGGCUGCAGAAUGCUACACUACGAGAUAAUAUAUUAUUUGGUGAGAAGUUUGAUCAACAGAAGUACAACACAGUUGUUGAAGUAUGUGCAUUAACUCCAGAUUUACACAGUUUGCCCGGAGGUGAUUUGGCAGAAAUAGGCGAGAGAGGUAUUAACAUUAGUGGGGGGCAGAAACACAGGAUUUGUUUGGCGAGAGCUUUGUACAGCAAUACUGACGUAGUCAUAUUGGACGACCCCUUGUCGGCAUUAGAUGUACACGUGAGUGGGCACGUCAUGGAAAAGGCAAUAUUAGGAUUCCUUUGUGAGCAACAGCGUACAGUUAUACUUGUAACUCAUCAGAUUCAACAUCUAGAACAUGCUAAUCAGGUUUUGGUUAUGGACAAUGGACAGAUAAUACAGAAAGGGACUUUACGUGAAAUACGAGUUCACAACAGGGAGUUGUACCGACAAAUAAUAUCAACAAUUUCUGACUCAGAAAACGAAACAAAGGAUGAAUUGGUUAUCAAACGCAAGCGCAAACAAGUACGUUCUCGAAAAAGUAAGACAAGCAAAAAAGGGUCUCCACUUGUCGAAGAGGAACGCCCGCCAUUAACUGACGGAUGGACUAUGCUAUAUUUGUAUUGUCAGGCGUUCAAAUUUACACAUAUAGGCGUCCUUAUGUUUGUGUUACUCCUACAAGUUGCUGCUUUUGUUUGCCUAAAGAUGUGGAUAGCCGACUGGUCACAAGCUGGUCAGGACAGCCUCAAUAAGACUCGGGUUGAACAAGAGAUGGUGGUCUCAUAUUAUCUGCCGCCAUAUGGUCUCAUCAUAUGUUUUUUCAUCAUCACGGUAACCUUGACAAAAGCCUGUGUAAUUUUAUUCUGUAUAUCAGCGGCAAAGAGAAUAUUCAGCAAAUUGUUAUAUAACGUUAUGUAUUCACCCAUGCGAUUCUUUGAGACGACACCUGUUGGACGACUUAUGAACAGAUUCUCCUCAGAUAUGCGUUCAGUAGAUUUAGCACUUUGUAUAUCUCUAAGUAGCAUAUUUGGUGCUUUCACAACACUUAUUGGUACCUAUAUAGUGAAUGCCAUUAUAUCACCUUAUUUUAUUCUUCUUGUGGUACCCAUUGGUGUGAUUGGAGUAUUAUGUAUAAUCGCCGGUGUCAAAUUGCCACGGGACAUCAAACGUUUGGAUACUGUCUCAUUGUCACCGAUUCUUUCACAUUUUAGUGAAACGUGCGGAGGAUUAUCAACAAUAAGGGCAUUUAGAGCGGAUAAAAGGUUCACGAAGCAAAUGCGAAACACAGUGAAUGCCAAUAGUUUGUGUAAAUUAUACUAUUGUGCCUCAUUGAAUUGGAACACAUUAAGGAUUAAUACUAUUGGCUCACUCUUAUUUUUUGUAUUCGGAAUUGGUGCUUUGUUAGCAUUUAUUACUGGAAAUAUCAAUCCGAGUUCUGUGGGUCUUGCCAUAACUACUGGAUUAAUGGGGUCAAACAUGAUAAAUCUCCUAAUGACUUUUAUGGUUCGAUUGUUAUCUUGCUUUAAUGGAGUUGAACGUGUUUUAGAAUAUGCCAACGUGACUCCCGAAGAAAUCGAAGGUACAGUUUAUCCACCUGAUAAUUGGCCAAACAGAGGAUCCAUCACCAUACAGAAUAUGUCAGCACGUUAUGCCAAUACAUUAGAUCCAGUGUUAACAAAUGUGAACGUCAAGUUCAGAUCCGGUAAAAAGAUUGGAAUAUGUGGUCGAACGGGCAGUGGUAAGUCGUCCCUCACUCUCACAUUAUUGAGGAUGAUCGACAUCAUUGAAGGUCGUAUCAUAAUCGAUGGUAUUGAUAUAUCAGACAUCUCUGUAUUGACACUUCGACGUAGAAUAUCUAUUAUUCCACAAGACCCAGUUCUUUUCUGCGGUACUGUACGGUUUAAUUUGGAUCCUGAACGUAAGUACGGCGAUGCAGAAUUAUGGUAUGCCCUGGAGAUUGCACAGAUGAAAGGAUACGUGAUUGAAAUGGAUAAUCAAUUAGAUACGAUUGUUACAGAAGGAGGUGACAACAUAAGCACUGGACAAAGACAGUUAAUUUGUUUAGCAAGGGCCUUUUUGCGCAAAAGCCGAAUUCUUAUCAUGGACGAAGCAACUGCAUCUGUUGAUUUACAAACAGACUCCACAUUGCAAAGCGUUAUUGCCACAGCGUUUUCCGAUAAGACUGUUUUGACAAUUGCACAUCGUAUAUCUACCAUACUUGACUCUGACACUGUACUAGUACUAAGUGAAGGCAGAGUUGUGGAAUAUGGUACACCACAAAAUCUUCUCAGGAAAGAUGGUGGUAUGUUUGCAUCAUUAGUGAAGAUGGAAUAAUAUGCAAUUUUUAGUAAUAAUAUUAUACUACUUACUGUAGUUCCUGUUCACAAAAUGUAAAAAGCGCUUGCGGUAUAGAUUAUUCGAUACAAGUGAACAAUCAAUAUUGACUAUGAUGAUUCUGAUGAUAAUGUAUUUGUAUAACAUGUAUUUUCUGCCGUAUUUAGAUGUAGAUUCCUGUUAUAAAUGAACAUUAUAUAUGUACUUUGUUCCUAUUGUUAAGGCUAAGGUAUAUAAGAGGAAAAUCUCCUUGUUCCUGCUGUUGCUAUUGUCGUCGUCAUUGUAAAACUCUUGUGGUUACAAUAACUCAAACAGUUUGUUUUCGAUUUUCAAGAUGUUGGUUAAAUUUAACUUAAAUAUGUCUUAUUAUUUUGCUUACAAUGAAUAGGACAAUUUUCAUGUGUUUAUCUAUAAAAUUGGUACAACUAGCGAGUCCAAUAUGUUCAAGAUGUUGGAACAAGUUUGAAUGAAUUAUAAAAAUAAUGACAAAUA
Molecule: messenger RNA, 4788 nt
Organism: Saccoglossus kowalevskii
Lineage: Eukaryota; Metazoa; Hemichordata; Enteropneusta; Harrimaniidae
Product: ATP-binding cassette sub-family C member 9-like
Biological process (GO): transmembrane transport
Cellular component (GO): membrane
Molecular function (GO): ATP binding; ATP hydrolysis activity; ABC-type transporter activity
Source: RefSeq, a predicted model, not a curated record